CCUGGAUUUUAAGGGGCUGCGCUGUCAAGGAGGUAAACACAGCAAGAAAAGGAUCACCGUGCUACUGUGCGCCAAUAUGGACGGAUCAGAUAAGCGACCACUUUUGGUCAUUGGCAAAAGCGCAAAACCGCGCUGCUUCAAAGGAAAUCGGCGCCUUCCAGUGAAGUACGUGGCCAACAGCCGGGCGUGGAUGACCCGUGCAAUUUUUGGAGAGUGGGUCGAGGAAUUCGACCGGGACAUGGGCAGGCAAGGCCGCAAGGUUUGUCUGCUUUUAGACAAUUGUUCCACACAUUCCAUUGAGGACACGGAGCUCGAGAACGUGCAGCUCAAGUUUUUGCCACCGAACUGCACGUCCAUCAUUCAACCCCUCGACCAAGGGGUCAUCCAAAGCGUCAAGUGCGCGUACCGCAAGCGCCUUAUCCAAAGGCUGAUUUUGAACACUCGGUUGGGUCGCGAAACGAAAAUCGACUUGUUCAUGGCGCUCCAAAUGAUCGCUGCUUCGUGGUGCGAGACGGGGAGCGCCGUAGUCGCAAACUGCUUUCGCCAUGCCGGAUUCGCAGUACAGUGCGCCGAGACUUCCGAUUCUGCGAUUGAAGCUUACGAUGGCGACGCAGACCGCGAUGAGGACAGGUUGCUGGACCAGGACGAAGAAAUCGCAGUCGCUUGGGCAGACCUGCAGGAAAGUGAUGUGCCCGCCGACGUACAUAUCAGCGAGUUCUUGCAAGCCGACUCUUGCUUGGUGGUGCGCGAGGAAAUGACGGACGCAGACAUCAUAAAGAGCGUCCAGAAAGAUGGUGUUUCGUCGGACGAUGAUGACACAAUCGCGCAACGUGAUCCCGCACUACCACCGACUUCACAGGUGCUGGACGCAUUCGAUAUCAUCAGGCGUUGCAUCGGGUCGCAGGACGACGAUGAAGCAAUGGCUCUACUGGCAGCGUGCGAAAGUCGUGUUGUGCCAUCGCUUGGCAAGAAGCGGAAACAGGCGAAGUUGAGCAAUUUUUGGCAUUAA
Rhipicephalus microplus (southern cattle tick) is the source of this 1009-nucleotide messenger RNA. Its product is annotated as tigger transposable element-derived protein 6-like. The record is from RefSeq and is a predicted model, not a curated record. NCBI's taxonomy places the organism in Eukaryota, Metazoa, Arthropoda, Arachnida, Ixodida, Ixodidae.